AAGGAAGAAGAACUUCUUAUGACAUUUGCCAUAAGUUAUUAUUAUGCUAUAACCUCUCCAAAUAUUGGAUAUUUGAAAAAAUGUUACGAAUAAUAAAUAAUUUCAAGAAUAUAAGUUUGGAUGUUGUUCCAACAAGUUCAUAUUUGGUUAAUAUAAAUUCAGUAAGAUGGAGGAGACAACCAAGGAAACCUAUGUGGAAAGGUACUGCGAAGAGUAAAAUUUUUCGAGUAGCACCACGGCCUCAAGUACCUGAAGAAGAAUAUCUCGAAAUGAAGAGAUUAUACAACAAAUAUAGGACAGAACGUAAAACUAUAAGAACUUUUCUUACAUUGAAAUAUAACGAAGAAUUCCAACAAAAAGAAGAUGCAGAUAUAAAGCGAAAAGAAUUUGAAGAUGAUUUAAUGAAUUGUAUGAAAAUCAACGAUGAAUGGAAUGCAAAACAGAAGGUGAUAAGGGAAGCUAGAGUAGCUAAAGAGCUUGAAGAAGCUAUAGAAGACGCAAAACAAAGAAAAAUAAAAACUGAAAUGAAACGUGAGGAAGCGAAAAGGAAGAAUAAAGCACUUGUUGAAAGUGAAAUAGAGUGUUCAAAGAACUUUAUUCUACCCGAGAUGCUUGAUGCUGAGAUAGAAAGAGUAUUAGCAAAUCCUGUUGACCAUAAUUUCGCUAUUGAUUCCGAUGGCAAUAAGAUUUAUGGCAGACAUACAGUUGCAACUCCAAAAGAAAAAGUAGCUUCUAGUCAGAAUAAUUGAUUGUAAAAUAAACAUUUUAAAUUA
Molecule: messenger RNA, 773 nt
Organism: Harmonia axyridis
Lineage: Eukaryota; Metazoa; Arthropoda; Insecta; Coleoptera; Coccinellidae
Gene: mRpS26
Product: probable 28S ribosomal protein S26, mitochondrial
Exons: 1
Coding region: 81-749 (222 amino acids)
Cellular component (GO): mitochondrial small ribosomal subunit
Source: RefSeq, a predicted model, not a curated record